Molecule: messenger RNA, 1958 nt
Organism: Paramecium octaurelia
Lineage: Eukaryota; Ciliophora; Oligohymenophorea; Peniculida; Parameciidae
Source: the annotation of a GenBank genome assembly
AUGUUUUUAAAAUAUAAGGAUUAAGAUACUUCUUUAGUUGGAGUUAAUCUUGUAAAAUGUAAUUUAAGCGAAUCAAUAUUUGAAAAUAUCGAUAUAAGUGGGGUGAAUUUAAAUAGAGCAUUAUUAAUUAAUUGUAAAUGGAGUAAUAUAAAAAUAAAUGAGUUACAUCAAUUAAACGGUCAUAAUGAAGAGGUUUAUUCAGUGUGCUUCUCUCCUGAUGGUAACACUUUAGCAUCUGGAAGUGGUGAUAAGACUAUCUGUUUAUGGGAUGCUAAAACAGGUUUACAAAAAAUUAAAUUAGAAGGGCAUAAUAUUGGAGUCACUUCAGUAUGCUUUUUUCCUGAUAGUAGUAAAUUAGCUUCUUGUAGUCCAGAUGCUACUAUACGUAUAUGGGAUGUUAAAAAGGAGAACAAAAUCCAAAUUAGAAGGGCAUUAAAGUGCUAUUUAUUCAGUAUGCUUCUCUCCUGAUGGUACUUUGUUAGCAUCUGGUAGCAGAGAUAACUCUAUAUGGUUAUGGGAUAUUUAGACAGGGUUACAAAAAAUCAGAUUAGAAGGUCAUAGUGAUUAGGUAUAAUCAGUAAGCUUCUCUCUUGAUGGAACUAUUUUAGUCUCUGGAAGUGCAGAUUGCUCCAUUCGUUUAUGGGAUGUUAAAACAGGAGAUCAAAAAUCAAAAUUAGAUGGACAUAGUAAUUAUGUGUGUGCAAUAUGCUUUUCUCCUGAUUGUGCGACACUAGCAUCCUGCAGCGACGAUAACACGAUUUGUUUCUGGGAUGUUCAGACAGGAUAAUAAUAGUCAAAAUUAGAGGGUCAUAGUAAUUGGGUUUCAUCAAUAGUCUUCUCUCAUAAUGGAACUACCCUAGUAUCUGGAAGUGAAGAUAAAUCUGUUCUAUUAUGGGAUGUUAAAACUGGGCAUCAAAAGCUCAAAUUAGAUGGUCCAAAUGGAUAUGUCUAUUCAGUUUGUAUCUCUCCUGAUAGUACUACAAUAGCAUCUGGUAAUGCAGAUAAAUCUAUCCGUUUAUGGGAUAUUACAACAGAGCAACAAAAGACUACAUAAGAAAGCCAUAGUAGUUUUGUAUAAUAGGUUUGCUUCUCUCCUGAUGGAGACACAAUAGCAUCUGGAAGUGGAGAUAAAUCAAUCCGAGUAUGGGAUGUCAAACAGGAAAGCAAAAGUUUAAACUAGAGGGUCAUUCCAAUUCCGUUUAAUCAGUAUGCUUCUCUCCCGAUGGAACUUUGUUAGCAUCUGGUAGCAGAGAUACCUUCAUUUAUUUAUGUCCGUUUAUGGGAUGUGAAAGCAUUGCAACUAAAUUCUAAAUUGGAAGGUCACGGUGCUUGGGUUUCAUCAGUAUGCUUCUCUCCUGAUGGAUCUAUAUUAGCCUCUGGUAGUUACGAUAAUUCUAUUUUUUUAUGGGAUGUCAAACAGGAUAAAUCUAAUCUAAAUUCGAAGGUCAUAGCGAUUUAGUAUUAUCUGUGUGCUUCUCUCAUGAUGGUUCUAUAUUAGCUUCUGGUAGUGGGGAUAGCUCAAUCCGUUUAUGGGAUGUUAAAACAGGACAACAAAAGUCUAAAUUAGAUGGUUAGAAUGGAUAUGUGAUAUCAGUAUCCUUCUCUCCAUGAGGUACUAUAUUAGCAUCUGGAUAUGAGGACAAAUCUAUCAUUUUAUGGGAUGUUUAGAGAGAGCAAUAAUCAUUACCAUCGCAACUUAACUAUCCUGAUAUUCUUGAAACCCAAGUUUUAGACAAAAUCUAUGAGAAUGCAAGUAUUUAUUUACAUUUUCUUUAGACAAUACCAAUAUACCUAUUCUUAUUAUAUCUGAAAAACCACCUAAAUUUUCAGCAUAGGGAGCUAUAAUCUUUAAAGGAGAUUUUAUAAAUCAUCAAGGCAUAAAUUUACGAAAUCUUUUUAAUUAAAAAGGAAAUUAUAUUUUGGAUAGCUAGAUAGAGUUUUAGUAAAAACAGAAUUGA